This is a messenger RNA of Coturnix japonica (Japanese quail), 7291 nucleotides long. It is a transcript of the gene COLEC11, whose product is annotated as collectin subfamily member 11. Gene Ontology annotation, molecular function: growth factor activity. The record is from RefSeq and is a predicted model, not a curated record. Lineage: Eukaryota; Metazoa; Chordata; Aves; Galliformes; Phasianidae. Gene Ontology annotation, biological process: ossification.
UAAAGAGUCACAGAAUCACAGAAUCACAGUCCAUCCCCUUCUUUCUCUACAGUCCCCCUUUAGAUACUGAAAAGCCACUCUGAGGUCACCGCAAAGCCUUCUCUAAUCUGAAAACAACCCAAGCUCUCUCAGCCUUCAAACAGCGUUAAAAGAAAUACUGUUGCAUUAUGAGCUUCAAGAAUCUUUUUCUUGUGCUUUCACAUUUCCUAAAACUUCUAAGCAGGAAGCUUUAGUCCAAUUUUGAGUUACAUCUAAAGAGCAAUACCAAUAAAAACACCCCCAAGCCCCCAGACUGUCUUUGAUCUUCUGUGGUAUGGGCUUUCUAGGUUUCUAUAGCUGUAUCAGAAUGAUAGGAAAAAAAACCUUUAGAUUAUGGAAAGCCAUACAGUCACAGAAAAGGAAGUAUUAUGGCUAGACUAGGGGAAUGAGUCUCUUUCCACUAUACAAGCUUGACUGCAGCAUCGAUCAGUGCAAAUUGUUGAUCCCUCUGUAAGUGGUUUUGCUGUGAUUCUUAUUGCUGGCCUUGUGUGUGUGUGUUAAAAACUUAAAUUCACUAUGAGUCAAUGUUCCCUACAGAAAAUUGCACGUACUUGAUCUUAUUUCUAGUGAUCAAGAGGAGAAAGUCUUUGGCUUUGUUACAGGUUGCAAGUACAGAUGUUGCAUCCUCUACCCAUCAAUUACUGCUAUUCUUUCUGUUUUCCAGGAAAAUCAUUCUUAAGCUUACGGCAGUGUUGUUAAAUAGUUAACAGCUAGGUGUUGUUAAAUAGUUAACAGCUAAUGGGCCACAUAAUAUUAACAGCUUGAAUUUUUGUGCUGACGUAGAAUUGUUUGAGGUGAAAGUGACCUUUAAAGGCCAUCUAGUCUAACCCCCCUGUAAUAAACAGGGGUGGUACCUCUAGAUCCAGUUGCUCAGAGCCCUGUCCAGCUUGACUCUGUUUCUUGGGAUGUAGCAUCUACCACCUCUGAGGGAUCCUGUUCCAAUGCUUCACUGUGCUUACUGUAAAAAAAAAACAGCCUGUGAGGCAUUCCAUAUGUUUGAUUGUUUUUGUGCCCCUCCUCUGGAUGCUGUCCAACAGAUCCAUAUUUCUACUGUACUAAUGAUUCCCCGUCUGGACAUACGUGAGGUCUCACCAGCACAGAGAGGCAGGAUCACAUCCCUCAACCUGCUGAUAACACUUCUUUUGAGGCAGCCCAGGAUGUGGUUGGCUUUCUGGUCUGGUCUUUCUCAUGUCCAGCUUCCCAUCCACUGGUACCCCCAGGUCAUUUUAAGGUGUGCUCAAUCCUUUUGUCCUCACCUUGUACUGAUGGAAGAGUUGCCAUGACCCAGGUGCAAGACCUUUUCACGUGGAUUUCCUGAACCUCAUGAACUUCUCCUGGGCCUACUACUUGAGAUGAUCUCUGGAUGGCAUCCUGUCCCUCGGGCAUGUUGACCACACCAUAUAGCUUGAUAUCUGCAAACUUGGGGAGAGUGUGCUUGAUACCACCGUUGAUGUAAUUGAUGAAGAUAUUAAAGAGCUUCUGUCCAAGAACUGAUCCCUGAUGGACAUCACCUGUCCCUUCCCUCCAUCUGGACAUUGAGUUCUUGACCAUCACACUCUUAGUGCAGUGUUGCAGUCAGUUCCUUGUCCAUCACAGUCCACUCAUCAAAUCCAUGGAUUUCCAAUUUGGGACAAAGAUGCUGUGGGGGACCAUGUUGAAGGCCUUACUGAAGUUUGGAUAGGUGGCAGUGGUUCUUGUCCACUGAUGACAUUAUGCCACUGUGGAAAGCCACUAGCUUGGUCAGGGAGAACUUGCCCUUGGUGGAGCCAUGCUUGUUGUCUUUGAUCAUCUUCAAUGUGUCUAAGCGUAACUAGGACAGAUCAGUUAUCUUCCCAGACACCAGGCUGAGGCUGACAGGUAGUUCCCUGGGUCAUCCUUUCUACCAUUCUUAAAACUGGGUAAAAUAUUGCUUAUUUUCUUGUCACCAGGGACCUUACCUGACUGCCAUAACCUUUCAGAUAUCAAGAGUGGCUUGGCAACUGCAUCAGCCUGUUCCCUCCAGGCUCUCAGGUGCAUCUCACUGGGACCAGUAGACUUAUGGAUGUUCAGAUUCCUCUGGUGAUCACAAACUUGGUCUUUGUUUACAUUUCUGGUUCAGAUGAGAUCUUUCCUCUGGACAGACAAGGAGAAAAGUAGAGCCAGGCAUUGGAGAGAUGCUUUCAGAUUAAGAGAUGGGAAACAACAGAAUGCAGUCUUGCAACUUCUACAGUGAAUGCUGCUUAGAAAGCUAGAUUUUACACUGUUGUAUAAAAAAAACCCAAACAACCCAGUGUUGCUGCUUUCGUGCUAAACUUUCCCACCCAUAUCUGAGAAGACAUUAAGGAUGAUGGUUUCUCUUCUUUCCUGUUCAUCAGACUAGAGUGGUGGUGUCUGCCCUUCCUGGCUCCAUUAAUGGAAUGAGGUAUGUAUGGAUAUCUUCACAGGGGCAGCAGUGCAGACUUUUUUAAUUCCCAUUUUUUUUUACAUGUAAUAAAAUUGUUUUCUAUUUUCUUAGUUAAGUGGUUGUUGGGUGAAGCCAAGGGAAAAAGGAAACUUCACUUGGUUGUAAGGAGUAAAGAAGGGAGUCCACACAGCACUCUGAUGUGCACAUCUGUACCGUGGGAGGUGGAUCUGCUGCAUUUUCUUGCCUCUCUUUGGAGUCUGCCCUGUGAGUCUUAGCAAAGGCUGGUUAGCGAGGCUGCUCUUGUUUUCAAGGAGUGGAACAGCAUUUGUGACACAACUUGUGAUGUGCUUAAAUCCAGCAAUUGGAUUUGAAUUUUUGACUUAUUAAAGACUUUGGAUAUGGGCUAUUUCCAUCCCUAAAAUUCUGAACUAGAAUGUCCCUUGUCUUGUUUGAGCAGGGGUUGAACAAGAACGCCUCCAGAGAUCUGCUCCAUUCUCAGCUGUUCUGUGACUCUUUGAUGCUAUUGGAUGUUUUUCCAAACUGAGGAGAGAAUUCUAGGCCUUUGUCUUUCCAAAACAAUAUUUUUAAAUGGAUAUCGUGUUUUUCAAUGAAUAUUCUAUUUAAUCCUCUUACAGACAGGGAUAAUGCAAAUUCGCUGUGGAGAGAGCAGAAGAAUCUGCCUGAAGGCUCAGAGAAUGUACAAAUGCAUUUUUCCCCGUUGUUUCAAGAAAAAAAACAAAAAAAAAGCCUUUUUUUUUUGGAGGGGGGGAACUAUUUGAAUCCAGAUAUUCUCAUUACUGUGUCAACAUGGCUGAAUGAAUGUCUGGUUGUGGACUGAGCUGAGAUAGCUGAUCUAUGUUUCAUGCAAGCCCGAGGGUUGUCCCUUUACCAGCAAGGGUGGCUGAAAAACUUGUGAACCAGCUCUUGAACUGCCACAGUGUACAGGCUGGGCUGUUAAUGUUUGGUCAGCUGCCAACAACUACUGAGACCUCCUGAGGCUGAAUAGCUGUUGUUGGGUUGGCUAAGCUAUGGAAAGGGACAGAGCUAGAUGCAGAAGAUGGAAGGUAAACGCUUAAGCUGCUCUGGCAUAGCCUGAGCAGCAGCACCCUAAACUGCCCAUAGCAGUCAUAGUUCAGGUGAGGUCUUAUCAUGGCUGUGCAGCCUCUGGUCGGCUUUCUGUGGCUGAGGGAUACCAUUAUCCAGUAGUAUAGAGGAGUGCACCUCUCUUAUUCUCCUAGUUGAAACAGCACAUUUAUUUUCUGAUUUUUUUAAUUUUAUUUUAUUUUUUAUUUUUUUGACAAAUACACUUCAUUACAUCUAUAGUGUUUGGCCUUCACUUUUGAACUCUGAGCAUUUAUGUUUAUUCUUCACUUCUGUUCGCAUGGUGUUUAAUUCUACAUUUCAAUUCUACAUUCUAACUUUCCCUGAAAUGGCUCUUUCUCCCUUGAAUUCUGUUUCUGGCCUCAGUUAUUUGCCUGUUUAUAUAGGGAGAGUAGAUAUGUAUGUAAAUGGCUGUUGCCUUUGCCAUCGUAAUAUGAUCUUCAAAGGCUUGGACUGCAGUCACUUGGCUGCAUUCUUUACAUCAAACAUUUCUCUCAGCAAGCUGCUGCCAACAGAGUGCUGCAAGGGCCCAGUCCUGGUGAUUGCCUUCUGAUCCUGCUCGACUAACAGUGCUUGUACACAUGAAACUGCUUUCAAGUUUGAGUUGUGCAGUGCUUACAUAGUUACGUUUGUUCUACAAUUUUCUCAUUUUUAUUGAUGUCAUCUGGAAGUGAACAUCAGCUCUUAACAUCUUGUGACUGUUUGGUGUUGUUAAAAUGCAGAAGCUGAUAGUGAUGGAGGAAAGUUAGCCAGGUUCCAGCCCAAACUGACAACAGGGUGGUGUAGGAGAGGCUCUGCCCUUACUAAGGCAUUUCCUGAAUGUGAGGUACUGCUACCUCUGUGCUGCUGUAACAGUACUGCCAUCUUGUUUGUGCCCUUGCUGCCUGUUGAGCUACAGCCUCCGUGGAGGUGGGGAUGUGCUGGUUGAACAAAUUUUCUCCUCCAGAAGAGCAAAGGAUUGCUCUGUUAAUAGCACUCUUCCCUCAUCAACAAAGUUGCUGAUGAAGUGGUGGAGCUUGAAAUGGGAGCCCUGGUGGGAAGGAAGCUGCAUACCCCAGGGCUAGGAGAGGAGUCCUGGGAGGGAUCUUCCAUGAGAGGGAGAGGGCGUAUCGACUGGGGUUGCAACCUGCACCACAGCAUGAAAUCCUCAAUGGAGAGGGCCUGUACCUCUCUGAGAGCAAAUAAGAAAGCCAACAAACACACACAUGAUGCUAUCAGAGCUUUCUCUAGUUCCACAGUUGAAAAUCUUUCUGAUGUUCUGAUUUCUAUUUUGGGGAAUGUAUGAGGUGGUUCAGCUGAUUAAGAGGAAAAAUAGUUGUACAAGUGUUUAGAAGCUUUAAUGAAGGAUUUCUGAUCAUGUUUUUCUUCUUUUCACGCUGACACCAAAUGAUAUCAAAAGGACAGCUGAUCUAUUUCAAACAGGAAGCUGUUUACAGAUAACACUUGCAACUGUGUUGUCUGAUUUGUUGAACUGUCGAAAAGCAAACGGCAACCUCUUUCAAAUUAAAAACUGUCAGACUUCUGUAAACAGCAGCAAUGAGGUUCAUCUGUGCAGUGUCCCUGCAGGCACAGAGUGUUCUGCAGUUCCCAUCUUCUCAGCAACCGUAAGGAGUCAGUGACCUGUAAGUGCUCAUUAUGAAGAGAGAUCUGGUUUUCUUGGUGACUCUAAUUAGCCUUGCCUUCCUGUCACUGCUAAGGUCUGGAUAUCCUCAACAUAUUGCAGAGGAGUCCUGCUCUGUUCAGAUUCUUGUCCCAGGCCUCAAAGGAGAGGCUGGAGAAAAGGGGGAGAAAGGUGCUCCGGGUCGUCCAGGUAGAGUUGGCCCUCCAGGAGAAAAAGGAGAAAUGGGAGACAAAGGACAGAAAGGCAGCAUGGGGAGGCAUGGAAAAAUUGGUCCUAUUGGUUCAAAAGGUGAAAAGGGAGAUAACGGUGACAUAGGACCACCAGGUCCUAAUGGUGACCCAGGCAUCCCCUGUGAGUGUAGCCAGCUAAGGAAGGCUAUUGGUGAAAUGGAUAUCCAAGUGGCCCAGCUGACAACAGAACUAAAAUUCAUAAAAAAUGCACUGCCCUCCCCCGCAGCUGUUGCUGGUGUGCGUGAGACAGACAAUAAGAUUUACCUGCUGGUAAAGGAAGAAAAAAGAUACAAGGAAGCCCAGCUCUACUGCCAUGGAAGAGGAGGGACGCUGAGCAUGCCCAAGGAUGAGAAUGCCAACAAUCUGAUCGCCUCGUACAUCAACCAAGCCGGGCUCACCAGAGUUUUCAUUGGGAUUAAUGACCUAGAGAAAGAGGGAAAUUAUGUCUAUUCUGACCGUUCACCCAUGCAGACCUUCAACAAGUGGCGCAGUGGGGAGCCCAACAAUGCCUAUGAUGAGGAGGACUGUGUGGAGAUGGUGGCAUCUGGAGGGUGGAAUGAUGUUGCAUGUCAUAUUACCAUGUAUUUUGUGUGUGAAUUCGAUAAAGAAAAUGUGUAAGCUUGUCCGCUCUUUAUUGUAAGAAGUUUUUAAGCAGGUUGUAUAAGUUAGCCCAUGUUCAUAGAGUACAAAUAAUAUUUUACACGUAAGUCAUAUCAGUGUUGUACAGCUGUAAAUAUAACUUAGGUAUUUCAAAUAUCGUUAUUUACCCUUCAGAAGGGAAGAGCACUGAUGAGUAAGAUAUAGGUUGUUUUUUUUCUGUAGGAGAAUGUACGUACUUAGAGAAAACUGUUGUUUGGGGCUAAAUUCUACCCUCAAAGUGUUUAACACGCGAUUGCAUGACUGUAAGGGAAGGCAGAAUUUGGCUUUUAGUUUUUAGAGUGAUUAUUUCUGAAGGAAUGGAUUCUUAGUAUUCUUUUAUCUUAGCAAAUUUAAUAGUUAUAGAUGUUAAUUGCUUGUAGCACUACAGGGAUAUUCCAGCAAAAAGGUGAAUAAUUUGUAUACUCCAUUUAAUUAGCACAAAUAUUACUGUAAGUUUUUUUUGGAUGUAAAGGUGUUACAAGUCUAUUUCUUUUUUUUUUUUUUUUUUUAAUAGCCAAGCCUAGUUAAGAAAUCAAGAGUCCCACCAAUUUUGUACAGCUUGUUUAUUAAAAUAUAUAUCAUGAAGAGUUUUAGUGCUGGCAGAGGAUUCAAUACUGAAAGAGGGAUCCAUGCCAGAUGAGAGCACUGGGGUUGGGUAAAGGUAAAAGUAAGAUUUAGGUAUUUUGCUAUCUUUAGUUGGAAAUGAUUCAGUGAAUGAACUACUUAAGGCCCCAAAUAAUUUUUUUUAAGUGAAAGUGUUUCCCAUUUGUUAAAGAUAAUUUUGGUAUGUCGUGUUACAAAACAAACAAAAUACUGACCCUUCACAGUGUAAGGCAGACUACGUAAGUAGACAACAAAUCUUACAGAAGUGGUUUAGCUAAUCGUUUUGGCAGGACAACAGCCUGCAUGGUUACUCGGACUGUGGGAGUGACCUGAAAAGCAGCAAAAUUGUCCAAGAUUCUCCUGUUUAUGUAUAUAGCAAUAAUGUCAUUUUGCACAAAUAAUUUAUGUAACUCAAUUUACAAUUGCAUAUGAUGGAAAAUGUGAUGUAUAUUUUAAGAAGUCAAGAACAUAAUUUCGCAAAAAAAAAAAAAAGAUAAAUUACUUUGAAUCUUCCUAGAAGCCAGUUGCAUAACAUCUAAUUCUCACUGAAAUCAACUACGGUGCCAUGGUACAUAACCAGAGAUCAGGCAAUUCUGUUCAUAUCCACAGUCUAACAAUAUUUGAUGUGAUGCUAUUAUUAAAUACAUAAUAAAACAAGCUAUUUUGUCUGAUGUA